Molecule: messenger RNA, 984 nt
Organism: Penicillium hordei
Lineage: Eukaryota; Fungi; Ascomycota; Eurotiomycetes; Eurotiales; Aspergillaceae
Product: putative short chain dehydrogenase/reductase
Exons: 4
Coding region: 1-984 (327 amino acids)
Molecular function (GO): oxidoreductase activity
Source: RefSeq, a predicted model, not a curated record
AUGCAAGAAUACACCCACGCAGGACCUGUUGAUUGCAACAAGCCCAUCAAUGUCGAAAGCCUCAAGGGGAAAACGGCAAUUGUAACAGGAGGUGCCAACGGUUUGGGAGAAGCCUAUGUUCGGGCUCUGGUUGCCGCAGGGUCGUCAAAGUCUGUAUCGGUGAUCCUGAUGUACAAAGGGGAAGCAAAUUGGAAGAAGAACUAUCUGGGUAUGUACAUGGUCGAAUCUUCAUCUCUACGCUUCACGCUCAUAUAUCGUCCCAAAAGGACCAAAUUCAUUCGAUGUGACGUCACAAAGUGGAGUGAUCAAAUCAACCUCUUUCGCCAGGCUGUCCUCUUCUCUCCAACGGGGAGGAUUUCCCAUGUCAUAGCCAACGCGGGUAUUCAUCGCGAUGACGAAGUCUUUUCGUACUCCGGUGACGAUAAGGAGCCAGGAGAGCCCAAUUUGAGCGUCAUUGACGUCAACAUCAAGGGUACUCUCUAUACGGCCAAAUUAGCCGCACAUUAUUUCAUUCGGCAGAAUGGGAAAGAAGCAUCACAAAAGCAGGAGGAUUCUUCUUUAGUUUUGAUCGGAUCUGGUGCAGCUUUCCUGGACUGUCCACGGGCCCCUCAGUACAGUGCGAGCAAAUGGGCGGCUCGCGGAAUUAUGCACUCAUUGAGAAGGACCGCCCAUUUCUACGGCAGUCGGGUCAACAUCAUCUCCCCAUGGUACGUCAAAACGAAAAUUUUAUCCGAAGAAGUUUUCAACCAUGUAUCCAACGUGGGAGUUGAGUUUGCAAAGGCGGAAGAUGCAGCCCAAUGCCUCUUGAGAAUCCUCGGCGACGUCAGCAUUAACGGGCAUUCGUUGUUUGUUUCGGGAAGAAAGUGGGCUCCUAAUGGAUACCUUGAUCUCGAUUUGGAGGAUUAUCCGCAGAGUCCACUGAUCCAGGAGAUUCAAGAAGAUCAAAUGAAAUCGGCACCUGUCUCUCUAGGCUUGUUUGCGUGA